Homo sapiens (human) is the source of this 4600-nucleotide messenger RNA. RefSeq names its product RAN binding protein 6 (gene RANBP6). Lineage: Eukaryota; Metazoa; Chordata; Mammalia; Primates; Hominidae. Bases 18 to 3335 code for a protein of 1105 amino acids. The record is from RefSeq and is marked validated. The transcript has a single exon. Gene Ontology annotation, biological process: protein import into nucleus. Gene Ontology annotation, cellular component: nucleus; cytoplasm; synapse.
AGCUUUGACAGAGCGCAAUGGCGGCAACCGCGUCUGCAGGGGUGCCGGCGACCGUGUCAGAAAAGCAAGAGUUUUACCAGCUUCUGAAGAACCUGAUCAAUCCAAGCUGUAUGGUGCGGAGGCAAGCAGAGGAAAUCUAUGAAAAUAUCCCAGGUCUGUGUAAGACUACCUUCCUCUUAGAUGCCGUCAGAAAUAGAAGAGCAGGUUAUGAGGUGAGACAAAUGGCUGCCGCACUGCUACGACGGCUUUUGUCCUCUGGGUUUGAGGAGGUUUAUCCAAAUCUGCCUGCUGAUGUUCAGAGAGAUGUCAAGAUUGAACUGAUUCUGGCUGUUAAGUUAGAAACACAUGCUAGCAUGAGGAAAAAACUUUGUGAUAUUUUUGCAGUGCUGGCCAGGAAUUUGAUAGAUGAGGAUGGCACUAACCACUGGCCGGAAGGUCUGAAGUUUCUUAUUGAUUCAAUCUACUCCAAAAAUGUGGUUCUAUGGGAAGUUGCACUUCACGUUUUCUGGCACUUUCCUGGGAUUUUUGGGACCCAAGAGCGGCAUGAUUUGGAUAUCAUCAAACGGUUGUUGGACCAGUGUAUUCAAGAUCAAGAACAUCCAGCAAUCAGGACAUUAUCCGCUAGAGCUGCAGCUGCAUUUGUACUUGCUAAUGAGAAUAAUAUUGCUCUUUUCAAAGACUUUGCAGACUUGCUUCCUGGAAUCUUACAGGCUGUGAAUGACUCAUGCUACCAGGAUGAUGAUUCAGUGCUAGAAUCCCUUGUUGAGAUUGCAGAUACCGUACCUAAGUACUUGGGUCCUUAUUUAGAAGAUACUCUACAGUUGAGUUUGAAGUUAUGUGGAGACUCUAGGCUUAGUAAUCUGCAGCGCCAGCUGGCCCUCGAAGUUAUAGUGACCUUGUCUGAAACUGCCACUCCGAUGUUGAAAAAACAUACAAAUAUUAUUGCACAGGCAGUUCCUCAUAUAUUAGCAAUGAUGGUUGAUCUACAAGAUGAUGAGGACUGGGUAAAUGCUGAUGAAAUGGAAGAAGAUGAUUUUGACAGCAAUGCAGUUGCUGCGGAGAGUGCACUAGACAGACUGGCUUGUGGGCUUGGUGGAAAAGUUGUUUUACCAAUGACCAAGGAGCAUAUCAUGCAGAUGCUUCAGAGCCCUGACUGGAAGUAUCGACAUGCUGGAUUAAUGGCCUUAUCUGCCAUUGGAGAAGGAUGCCAUCAACAAAUGGAAUCAAUUCUAGAUGAAACAGUUAACUCCGUUUUGCUUUUUCUUCAGGAUCCUCAUCCAAGGGUGAGGGCUGCAGCCUGUACUACACUUGGACAGAUGGCUACAGAUUUUGCACCUAAUUUCCAAAAGAAAUUUCAUGAAACAGUGAUUGCAGCUCUGUUACGUACCAUGGAAAAUCAAGGUAAUCAGCGUGUGCAAUCACAUGCAGCUUCUGCUCUUAUUAUUUUUAUUGAAGACUGCCCUAAAUCAUUGCUAGUUCUAUAUGUGGAUAGUAUGGUGAAAAAUCUACAUUCCGUCUUGGUGAUUAAACUUCAAGAGUUGAUUCGGAAUGGAACUAAGUUGGCUUUGGAACAACUUGUGACAACCAUUGCAUCAGUUGCAGAUACAAUAGAAGAAAAAUUUGUCCCAUAUUAUGAUAUAUUCAUGCCCUCACUAAAGCACAUUGUUGAGCUUGCUGUUCAGAAGGAACUCAAGCUUCUGAGAGGAAAAACUAUCGAGUGCAUUAGCCAUAUUGGUCUUGCUGUUGGGAAGGAAAAAUUUAUGCAAGAUGCAUCAAAUGUGAUGCAGCUGUUGUUGAAGACACAAUCAGACUUAAAUAAUAUGGAAGAUGAUGACCCUCAGACCUCUUACAUGGUUUCAGCAUGGGCUAGAAUGUGUAAAAUUCUUGGAAAAGAUUUUCAACAGUACCUUCCACUGGUUAUCGAGCCUCUUAUUAAGACUGCUUCAGCUAAACCUGAUGUUGCUCUCUUAGACACACAGGAUGUGGAAAAUAUGAGUGACGAUGAUGGCUGGCAAUUUGUAAAUCUUGGAGACCAGCAGAGUUUUGGAAUUAAAACUUCAGGACUUGAAGCAAAAGCAACUGCUUGCCAAAUGUUGGUUUACUAUGCUAAGGAGUUAAGGGAAGGGUUUGUGGAAUAUACAGAACAAGUUGUGAAGCUGAUGGUUCCUUUACUGAAAUUUUAUUUCCAUGACAAUGUUCGAGUGGCAGCAGCAGAGUCCAUGCCUUUUCUCCUGGAAUGUGCAAGAAUUCGUGGCCCAGAGUAUCUUGCACAGAUGUGGCAAUUCAUAUGUGACCCCUUAAUCAAGGCUAUUGGUACUGAACCAGAUACAGAUGUGCUCUCAGAAAUAAUGAAUUCUUUUGCAAAGUCCAUUGAAGUUAUGGGAGAUGGUUGCCUUAAUGAUGAACACUUGGAAGAACUGGGAGGAAUACUGAAAGCAAAACUUGAAGGGCACUUUAAAAACCAAGAAUUGAGACAGGUGAAAAGACAGGAAGAAAACUAUGAUCAACAGGUUGAGAUGUCUCUGCAAGAUGAGGAUGAAUGUGAUGUUUAUAUUCUGACCAAAGUAUCAGAUAUUUUGCACUCAUUAUUUAGUACUUAUAAGGAAAAGAUUUUACCAUGGUUUGAACAACUACUUCCAUUAAUUGUAAAUCUAAUUUGUUCAAGUAGGCCAUGGCCAGACAGACAGUGGGGAUUGUGCAUAUUUGAUGACAUCAUAGAGCACUGCAGUCCAACUUCAUUUAAAUAUGUAGAAUAUUUUCGGUGGCCAAUGCUACUAAAUAUGCGAGAUAACAACCCUGAAGUCAGGCAAGCUGCUGCUUAUGGCCUGGGUGUCAUGGCACAGUUUGGUGGAGAUGAUUAUCGUUCUUUAUGUUCAGAAGCUGUUCCACUUCUGGUAAAAGUUAUUAAGUGUGCAAAUUCCAAAACCAAAAAAAAUGUCAUUGCUACAGAGAACUGUAUCUCAGCAAUAGGGAAGAUUUUGAAGUUUAAGCCUAACUGUGUAAAUGUAGAUGAAGUUCUUCCACACUGGUUAUCAUGGCUUCCACUGCAUGAAGAUAAAGAGGAAGCUAUUCAGACUUUGAGUUUUCUCUGUGACCUAAUUGAAAGUAACCACCCAGUUGUAAUUGGUCCAAAUAAUUCCAAUCUUCCCAAAAUAAUCAGUAUAAUUGCAGAAGGAAAAAUUAAUGAGACUAUUAACUAUGAGGAUCCUUGUGCCAAACGCCUAGCUAAUGUCGUGCGUCAGGUACAGACUUCUGAAGAUUUAUGGUUGGAAUGUGUAUCACAACUUGAUGAUGAACAGCAGGAAGCCUUACAGGAGUUGCUAAAUUUUGCUUGAAGCACUUUAAUAUAACUUGAAUAUUAUCUAUUAUAAAAGUAACUACAAAUAAGUGUUGUGAAUAGAUUUUAUUAUAAAUCAGAGAACUGUUUUCUCCCUGCUAAGCAGUUUAUAGUUCUUCUCCAUGUUUCUCCAGAAUUAAUCAGUGUUAGUCCUCUGUUUAUCUCGCAUGUUUUAUCUUCCAAACACAGACCUUGGUGAUAACCUGUGCUUCAAACUGUCUUAAACAAUGUUUGUCACCUUUCCCCUAGUUGAUGUAAAGUAUAUAAAUUGUUGCUAUUUGUUUGAACUAUUAUUGAUGCUAGCCAAGCAGUAUACUUGAUGUGAAGAUGUCAUGCUAUCACAAUAUGCUAAGAGCUCACAAAAAUAAGAUAGAAUUUCCAGGACAAACAUCUUUGGAAUUGUGAGUGAAGGAUAUAGUGGCAGGCUUGUCCCUCUUUAAUUAAUACUCUUGGUAUUUGUGGUGAUGGGAGGAUGCUGUUACUAGGAGAGUUUUGAGAUACUGCAGUGGAUGUGGGAUGUAUAUGAACUUCUUCAUAAUGUACUCCUGGGAACUGGGUAGGACAUAUCCAUAUUGUAGUUCCCAAGGUGUCUGGUUGAGAGUUAGAGAACUUUUAAAUUUCUUUAGCCAGACAGGUCUCUAUUUUUUUAAGUUAUCCAGGACUCCAAGAACCAUAGUUACUGAAAAGGGAGUCCUGAUACAUCUAAUAUUGGUAGCAUGUAACAGUGUUUGACAAAGAGUAAGUAAGCAGUAUUCUUGGGAGUCAGUGUUAUGUGUUUCAGCAGAGUAUUAUUUUGUAUAUGUAUGCCAUUUUCUCCCUGCAAAGCAGCUCAACAAGAGAAAAAGCUCUAGUUAUAGGGCUUAAAUUGAUUUCUAUUUCAAAUAAUUUCCUAAGAGAUUCUAGAGUAGAACUGAAGAGUAUUCUAUUGGAAAAGUGAAAGGAAAGAAAUGUAAUUUUCUUUGAACAUGAAAAAGAAAACAACUUUGAGAGUAGUCAUUUAGCAGUAGAUGUGCAUUAUUAUGAGAAAACAGUUCUAUAAGUCCAGGGUUAAUUAUAUUAAUUGGAAUGUCAGUCUUUAAUGUCGAGCUUAUUGUAGGGUAGAAAAGAGCUUUCUACUCAGCUAACGAUUACUCAUUGAUCCAAAACUUAAAUACAUCUAUAAUUUCCUGGGGCUAUUGUGAGUACUGUGUAUGUAUUUAGCAAAUAUUUAAGACCUAGUAAGUGCUCAAUAAAUUGUAGCUGUUAUUGCUGUUGUUGUUUGUA